Aspergillus pseudonomiae is the source of this 913-nucleotide messenger RNA. Its product is annotated as nuclear transport factor 2 family protein. The transcript has a single exon. Bases 119 to 523 code for a protein of 134 amino acids. The record is from RefSeq and is a predicted model, not a curated record. NCBI's taxonomy places the organism in Eukaryota, Fungi, Ascomycota, Eurotiomycetes, Eurotiales, Aspergillaceae.
UGAUCAUCAUCCAUCAAUUAAUCUAUAUUGCCUUUUCAGUCAUACCUACAGCAAAAGAAAAGUCCAUAUCCCUGGGUCUUUCCCAUUACCAAAUCACAGCCUUACCCACAUCAUCCCAAUGUCCGCUUCGCAGAGCCCGAUUCCGACUCGCGACCAGCUCACGGGGUUAGCGCGAAGCUAUUUCAAGGCAGUGGAUGCCAAGGACCUCGACGCUGUGUUGUCGUACUUCGCCCCGGACGCGACAUUCACCAUCGAGACUGCUCAUGUCACAGCGACUGGUCCCGACGAGAUCCGCCGCGUGUUCGCCGACUUCCUGAAUAACACCAAGCAUAUGCGACAUGACAUAACAAGUCUUAUGGUCGAUGAAACGAAUGGAAGGGUCGCAACGGAACAUCACUUUACUGGCGAGCAGUUGGAUGGGUCAAAAGAUGAUAUGCACAACUGUAACUUCUUUGAUGUUGGCGCGGAUGGAAAAUUUACGCGAGUGGUUGUUUUUAUGGGAGGCGCGAGCCCGAUGAAAUAAGGAGAUGCACCAAUUUGGACACAUGUAUAGCGUGGAACCAUGCAGCAAAGGCUUUGAAGCCCGGUAUGUGUCGGCUCUCAAUAUUACAUCUUCCUUAUCAAUUCUGAUAGGUUAUAAAGAAUAGGUUGUGGAAUGUUACCCUGCGAGGUUGUAUAACCUGUGGUUCUUAUAUUUAUUAGAGUCCAUACUCGUAUAUCAAUCAUUGCUGGGAUAACCUUAUACAUACUAUUCAAGCUGUCCUUUAAUCUGAUGUUAGGGCGGAUGGGGCUGCUUUCUGAAUACGGGUCACCGCAGCAAGCAACAAUGAUGAUGUUUUCUAUCAACAAGAAUGAGUCCAAAUUCACCCUUCGGCCUCACAGACCCUUUCCAUUGUAAGAUCCAAUAUUCGGC